Messenger RNA from Jatropha curcas, 1983 nucleotides. It is a transcript of the gene GRF9, whose product is annotated as growth-regulating factor 9. Gene Ontology annotation, biological process: regulation of DNA-templated transcription; DNA-templated transcription; developmental process. Gene Ontology annotation, cellular component: nucleus. Gene Ontology annotation, molecular function: ATP binding. The record is from RefSeq and is a predicted model, not a curated record. Lineage: Eukaryota; Viridiplantae; Streptophyta; Magnoliopsida; Malpighiales; Euphorbiaceae.
UACACGCAUUUCCUCUGAAGUUUUGCGAGCAAGCGCGAAAAGCCUGACGCUGUCAGAAACCUGCCACUGCUUUCAUGAGCCCAUGUUCAAGUAGUAGGCUAUGGAUUGAUCUCUUUGAAGUUCACUUUUUUGAACAACACAUUACCCAUCGGCCAUCUCUGUUAUUUUAAUUUAGCUUAAUAGCUUUCGCCCGUUCUUUAAUCUCGAAUCUCCAUGGUAAUGGAACUGGAGGCCAAACCUCUUCUAACUGCCUCUAGCUGUGGGUCCCAUAAGAGUGGUGAUGAUAAAGUACGGACGCUGGUGACGGAAGUAAAGAAAAGUCAGGUGAAGGAAGAAGUAGUAUCACCGUCGAUGAAGGUGGGCAUCGGGAUUGCUGUUGCGCAUGGCCCUGCGAUCAUCAGACAUGGAAAGCCUCUGUUAACUGCAGCCCAGCUGGAUGAGCUUCAACGACAAGUGGCGAUAUACAGGUACAUAGCAGCUGGUCUCAUUGUGCCGUCUGCACUUGUGCUUCCCAUUUGGAAGAGCGUUGCUGCCUCUUCUGGCUUUGCUAAUGGUGGAAUCUACAGACCUUACCCAAGCAUUGUGGAAUUCAGUCCUCAGGAUUUAAAUUAUAGAAACAUGAUGGAUUCAGAACCAGUGAGGUGUAGAAGAACUGAUGGGAAAAAAUGGAAGUGUAGGAGGAGUGUGGUUCCUGGUCAAAAGUAUUGUGAGCGGCACAUCCACAGAGGCCGUCAACGUUCAAGAAAGCCUGUGGAAGCUUCCCAAACUGUCACUGAUUCUAAUGCUACACCACUUCACAAUUCAAUCAAGAAUUCCCCAAACGUCAAUUGUUCCAGUUCAACCCCUGCAACUUUAUCUAAUAAUCCUGUUAUAAGCUGCAAAAGCUCUAGCACUGCCUGUAGUAAUCUUGAUGCCACACUCAAUUGCACAACCAAGACUACUAGUGUUGUUAAUGUCCCAAAGAGCAUUAGCACGAACAUGACCCCUAGCGGCGUUGCUGGCUGCAUAAAGUCCACUGCAGUCACAAUCAACGGCAAUGUUCACAUGGAUUCCACUGUCACCACAGCAAUUGUAGGAACUAACAAGAAUUGUAAUGAAAACUAUCACAUGACUAAUGUCAUUAGUGAUAAGUAUGCAAACUGCAGCAACUAUGUUAGUUUGAAGAAUCUAAUUGGUGGCGGUAGCAACAGCAAAGACAUCAGAAAUACCCAAGGUGCCACAUCUCAAGGAUUCGACUUCUCACAGAACAGUGUUCUUCAAGUUCAAGGUUGCAGGGACCCACACUUCUUUCGAAGUUAUGCAGAACCUGAACCAAGGAGGUGUAGAAGAACAGAUGGAAAGAAGUGGCGAUGCCGAAGGGAUGUUGUGCCUAACGAGAAAUACUGCAAGAUGCAUAUGCACAGAGGUGCAAAGAAGCGUGUAGAGGUUUCCGAGCCACCUGCUUCUGGUAACUCCACUAGCAGUCAUCCGCGUACUCCUGCGAUCUUGCCCACGAAAGAGAACGUUAUUACAGACUUAAACACUAAUCUCUCAAUCUCAAUCUCUGUGAAUCCUCAACUUGUGACUAAUGAUAAUGCGAGUGACAACACUGUCAGCAGUGAUACCACCAUCAGUGACACCAUAGUUGCCUCCUGUGAAGAUGGGGACUUCUCUUCAUAGGCUUCUGUCUGGAUGGUUGUGAAAGCCCUUUUCGUGCUCCUGAAUCUGCCAACAUCCUGAGAUCAGUUUUGAGAGGCAUGGAGAUUUUAUAUGGAAAUAUAUGUAAUCAAUGAACUUCUUUUUGUGUUUUUAUUUGAUAUCCUUCUUGGUUUAUACCUCCGAAGUUUUAAAUGUUAAAGCAAAGGAGAAAACAUAGGACCUUAUGAAUUCUUUGCAGGUAAGGAAUAGCUUGUUUUUGAUGUCCCAUGUAUAAAAGAGAGAAAUCUGUGCCAAAGGGGGUAUCAUUUAAAAAUUUAUCAGCUAAAUUGAGAAAAAGUUGAGAGA